Messenger RNA from Fulvia fulva, 1149 nucleotides. RefSeq lists its product as uncharacterized. Bases 1 to 1149 code for a protein of 382 amino acids. The record is from RefSeq and is a predicted model, not a curated record. The transcript is spliced from 5 exons. Lineage: Eukaryota; Fungi; Ascomycota; Dothideomycetes; Mycosphaerellales; Mycosphaerellaceae.
AUGCGCGACCUCAGCACCGGUCAUGGUUUCGUUACACCAUCAGAUAUCGAUCACAGGCCUUGGCUAUGGGUAUGCAGCCUGCUGGCGCUGUUAUACAGCCUGUUGUGUCUUGGAGCGCGUUUCGUGGGCAAGUGGGACUUGUUGUGGUGGGAUGACUUGGUCCUGAGCAUUGGCUAUGUCUUCGCAGUGGUGCAUUGGGGAAUCUUGUUCAGCGCGCUGGAUAGCGGGUUGGCGGUCACUGCUUUGGCAUUGACAGCUGAUCAGACUGGACGUGCCUCUGAGCUGUACUUCGCGGCGAGAAUACCAUUGUUUCUGGCUCUUUGCCUUUCGAAGCUCUCGAUUCUCACCUUUACGCGCCGUAUCUUCGCUGGCGAUAUCUACAGGGAAAACAUACUGUUUGGCGUUGCCUAUGCCAUAACCGUACUCUAUGGUUUGCUUGCCAUCCUGCUCAGCUCAGCAGGAUGCAGGCCCCAGUCAGCUCUGGUCGCCAGCGUCGACGCUGUCUGCGAUGCCAAUACUGCACGAUGGACAGUCCUCACCGCGCUCGACGGCCUAACAGAACUCAUCAUCCUCGCAAUGCCAAUCUGGUUCAUCAGCAAAAACGACCUCCAAGCCUCAAAGAAACGCAUCGUGAUCUUCGUCUACGCCUUCCGACUCCUCGUCAUCGGAAUUUCAGUCGCAGUUACCACUACCUACUUCAACUUCCUCAACAACGGCGACGACGACAUCGACAUUGCACCUGUUGUAGCAUGGGAAGAGGUGUUGUUGGCGUUUUCGCUCAUCUCCGCAUCCUUCCCAUGCUUACGAAGCUUCCUGUGGGCUUUCAUGUCGCGAGGCUUGAUGACGAUGUAUGGCAAUACUAUUGCCGAGUCUUCCACCAACCAUUCGCGUAGUGCUAGCGUACAGCUGCGAUCAUUCAACGCUUACAAGUCGAAUACCUCUCGUACUGGGUCAGAGACUGGGGAUUCGAGAUUCAGGUUACGGCCUGAGCAAGUUCAGUAUCAAGUCAACGUAAUCGGCGAACCCCGAAGAAACCCCCAACCAAGCGGCAUCGACACCAGAAGUCGACGAUCAGAAAGCGAUGGAAGUAAUCAAAUGGUGAUACAUCAUCAGACAUCCUACCGUGUCGAGAACGUUAGCGUCGUAUGA